UAUUCACCUGUAAGUGUAGGAAACGUCACUCCAGCUUCAUCGAGAUAUCAAGAGACUAAGGAGGAAAAGAGACCAUCACACGGGGCCGAGUUCCUCAAUGCGUGGUUACACCCAAGAUGGCACUGUGGAUCUUCGUUGUCGCCCAGCCUUGGCCUCCAAGACUGGAAAAUGGAAAGCCUGUGCUUUUCUUGUUGGGUAUGAGGCAUUUGAGAGGAUGGCUUUUUAUGGAAUAGCGUCCAACUUGGUGAACUAUCUGACCACCCAACUCCACGAAGACACUGUGUCAUCUGUCAGGAACGUGAACAACUGGUCAGGUUCCGUGUGGAUCACGCCGAUUCUCGGUGCCUAUAUCGCCGAUGCCUAUCUGGGUCGGUUCUGGACUUUUACUGUUUCAUCUCUCAUCUACGUCAUGGGAAUGAUUUUUCUCACAAUGGCUGUGUCAUUAAAAUCCCUGAGGCCAACGUGUGAAAAUGGAGUCUGCAACAAGGCCUCCACUUCACAAAUCGCAUUCUUCUACGGUGCCCUAUACAUAAUCGCCAUUGGGGCCGGCGGGACCAAACCAAACAUAUCGACUUUCGGCGCUGAUCAGUUCGACGACUUUAAUCCUCACGAGAAAGAGCUCAAGGUGUCCUUCUUCAAUUGGUGGAUGUUCAGCUCGUUCUUGGGUGCUCUGUUUGCGACGCUCGGCCUCGUGUACAUUCAAGAGAACUUAGGAUGGGGAUUGGGGUAUGGAAUCCCCACGGUCGGUCUGCUGUUGUCCCUAUUUAUAUUUUACUUGGGGACACCGAUUUACAGGCACAAAGUUAGGAAGACCAGGAGUCCUGCAAAAGAUCUAAUUCAAGUACCGAUCACUGCCUUUAAAAACAGGAAGCUUCAGCUUCCUGAUGAUCCCUCAGCGCUUCAUGAGCUCGAGCUACGAUACUAUGUUAGCAGCGGGAAACGCCAGAUCCAUCACACUACGGCUCUCAGGUUCUUGGACAAGGCUGCAAUAAAAGAGAGCAGCACAAAUUCCUGCAGACCACCCUGCACAGUGACUCAGGUUGAAGGCAUGAAGCUCAUUUUAGGAAUGAUCCUGAUAUGGCUUGUCACUCUAAUCCCAAGCACCAUAUGGGCACAGAUCAACACAUUAUUUGUCAAACAAGGCACCACUUUGGACCGAACCCUUGGGUCAGACUUUCAUAUCCCGGCCGCCUCCCUAGGGAGCUUUGUGACCCUCUCGAUGCUCAUCUCCGUGCCGAUGUACGAUCGGUACUUUGUGCCCUUCAUGCGCCGGAAAACUGGGAACCCCAGAGGGAUCACGCUGCUCCAGAGGCUUGGGAUUGGGUUCGGGAUCCAAGUGAUUGCUAUUGCCAUUGCUUAUGCCGUGGAAGUUCGAAGGAUGCACGUGAUCAGGUCCCACCACAUAGCAGGCCCGAAGGACAUUGUCCCCAUGAGCAUCUUUUGGUUACUGCCUCAGUACAUCCUGCUAGGGAUCGCGGACGUCUUCAAUGCAAUCGGAUUGCUUGAGUUUUUCUACGACCAAUCGCCAGAAGACAUGCAGAGCCUAGGCACUACAUUCUUCACCAGCGGGAUCGGCAUCGGGAAUUUCUUGAACAGCUUUCUUGUAACAAUGGCCGACAAGAUCACCGGGAAGUUAGGACAGAAGAGCUGGAUCGCGAACAACUUGAAUGACUCUCACUUGGACUAUUAUUAUGGCUUCCUUUUGGUCAUAUCCACACUAAAUCUUGGUGUCUUCUUGUGGGCAUCUAGCAGGUACAUCUACAAGAGGGAGAUCAAAGAGGUUGAGGGUUGUGAGCAAAUCGAAGCCAUAGCCAUGGAAAUUUCUCCUCUAGGGUUACAAGUAUGAAGAUAUUUAGAGAGGAACAAAAAAUCAAAUCAUAAAGGCACGCAUCAUCACAUAUAGCGUUUAUAAUGCAUUAGUCCAAUUAAUACAUUCUGCUCAAAGAAGAGGAGAAGAAAAAAGAGCAAAAGAGAAAAUGAUUUCCUCUAGAUUUGAUGUGCUGGUUUUGAAGAAUAUGAGAGAUUUCGAAUGUAUUAGGACUGUUCUAUUGCUUUCUAUAUGCCUCUUCCCUUA
This is a messenger RNA of Eucalyptus grandis, 2074 nucleotides long. RefSeq names its product protein NRT1/ PTR FAMILY 5.1. Bases 98 to 1846 code for a protein of 582 amino acids. The transcript has 5 exons. Gene Ontology annotation, molecular function: dipeptide transmembrane transporter activity; tripeptide transmembrane transporter activity. Gene Ontology annotation, cellular component: membrane. Lineage: Eukaryota; Viridiplantae; Streptophyta; Magnoliopsida; Myrtales; Myrtaceae. The record is from RefSeq and is a predicted model, not a curated record. Gene Ontology annotation, biological process: dipeptide transport; transmembrane transport.